Molecule: messenger RNA, 215 nt
Organism: Paramecium octaurelia
Lineage: Eukaryota; Ciliophora; Oligohymenophorea; Peniculida; Parameciidae
Source: the annotation of a GenBank genome assembly
UUCUAUUAAUCUUCUGUCUUAUUUUAGAAUAAAAAAAUAAUUCUGGACCAAACUCAACUAUAUGCACAACAUGUAUUGCAAGUUGCGUCUGAUGUAAGUCUUGAUAUUUUUUAACCAAUUUCACUACAUGAACACUAUGCUUAUUAUGUAUAACUGUUUAUGAUACUUGUUCAGCUCUAACCCUUUAAGCUUUUUACUUCAUAGGCAAGCGUAGU